CACCUGUCGUAUUGCCACCGCCCGCUGUAGUGGACGUCGAGGAGAGCUCGUUAUUUUAUUCCCGCUCGUCCCAGCAAACCAAGCCUGUUGAGAAAUCGAUGUAUUUCUAUGCAGACGUCGACCUGCUUGAAGAAGACGACAACCUUUUUCAGAAUGACGACGACGCGCCAGCCAGUGACUUCUUGCCCGAUCAUGUUGAAGAAACGGGCGGCCUGACCCGA
Molecule: messenger RNA, 221 nt
Organism: Amoebophrya sp. A120
Lineage: Eukaryota; Dinophyceae; Syndiniales; Amoebophryaceae
Source: the annotation of a GenBank genome assembly